This is a messenger RNA of Acomys russatus (golden spiny mouse), 2006 nucleotides long. It is a transcript of the gene Eeig2, whose product is annotated as EEIG family member 2. The record is from RefSeq and is a predicted model, not a curated record. The coding region runs from base 98 to 1909 and encodes 603 amino acids. Lineage: Eukaryota; Metazoa; Chordata; Mammalia; Rodentia; Muridae. The transcript has 13 exons.
CGGCCCCAGCCAUGGGGCUGGGCGGAUCCGAGGCUCGGCCGAGCUGAGGCGGCGGCGCCCGUCCUCUCAGCCCGCUCGCCGGCGCCUGGCCCUCACGAUGAUGAAGAAGAAGAAGUUUAAGUUUAAGGUGGACUUCGAGCUCGAGGAGCUCUCCUCGGUGCCCUUCGUCAACGGGGUCCUCUUCUGCAAGAUGCGGCUGCUGGACGGCGGCAGCUUCACCGCGGAGUCUUCCAGCUUCCCCAGUUUGCGCUCGCCCGCCCCGAGUCCCUCCGCCCUCGCGCGGGCCCCCGCUUCCGCGCUGGGUGCGCUGCUGGCGCAGCCGCUGGGGCGCCCCGGGCCCGGAGCGGCGGCGGCGACCGUUCUCCUAGCGGCGCCUCUCCCUGCAGCAGUAUCAGACGGGCGGCGGCAGCGGUACGGAAAGGGGCGCCCACUCCCCCCGGGCGAGCUGCAACGCGACCCGCUCCUCGCGGGGCGGCGGGGUCCGCGCGGCAGCCGCCGGUGCUCUCCGGCCGGGCGGCCGCGACAGGCGGCCCCGGCUCCCGUCCGGCUCGCGGCGUCCCCCGGCCGCGCCCCCCAGGCGCUGCUCGCGGCCCCAGCCAUGGGCUGGGGCGAUCCGAGGCUCGGCCGAGCUGAGGCGGCGGCGCCGUCCUCUCAGCCCGCUCGAUGCGGCUGCUGGACGGCGGCAGCUUCACAGCGAGUCUUCCAGGAUAACGCCCUCCUGCGCCCGCCCACCGGCGGGGCUUGUAGCACGGCCAGGCAUCUUUCCUUGCUUGGGCCCUUUGCUCUAUGGAGCUGCCCGCCCGGUGAGCUCAUCGUCUCCAGGGACGAGUCGAAUCAGUCAGGGCAAUCGAAAGAAACGACACCAAGUCUUCGCGGUGGCGUGGUACUGGUUGGUGGACUCGGCGCGCCUCCUGACUCCAGGUGGGAGCGGGUAACUGAGGCACAGCUGGCAUUCAUUCUGAAGAAGGAGAGUCAGGAAGAACAGCAGCCAGGGAAGCAGGAGGAAAACCAGGCAGCUGUGACAUCAGGGAGCUGUCGAGAAGAAGAUGAUGCAAGAACAGAGCGUUUUCUGUAUUUGCAGGAAUUAAAGGGCGGGAAAGCCUAUGCGAAGCUGGGCUUUGCAGAUCUAAACCUGGCAGAGUUUGCUGGGUCAGGAAAUACCACCCGUCGCUGUUUACUGGAAGGCUAUGACACCAAAAAUACAAGACAGGACAAUUCCAUCCUCAAAGUUUUGAUCAGUAUGCAGCUGAUGUCUGGUGAUCCAUGUUUUAAAACGCCGCCUUCCACGUCCACAUCAAUCCCAAUCGCUGGGGAAUCCAAGUCUCUGGAAGAGGAUAGAAAAGGCGGCGAGACCCUCAAAGUGCAUCUUGGAAUAGCAGAUCUUUCAGCAAAGAGUGCCUCUGUUCCUGAUGAACUUGGUGCCUGGGGACAUUCUAGGACAUCAAGCUAUGCCAGCCAGCAGUCCAAAGUAUCAGGAUACAGCACAUGUCAUUCCCGGUCAUCCAGUUUCUCUGAGUUCUGCCACAGAAGAAACACCUCAGUGGGAAGUACUUCAACAGGAAUUGAAAGCAUUCUGGAGCCAUGUGACGAAACUGAGCAAAUCACAGCUGAGCCAAAUCCAGACACCGCCGAUAAAGAAGAGGAAGCAGCUUCGGAGAAGCUCACCAGAUGCCCGGUGAAGCAGGAUUCUGUUGAGUCCCAGCUGAAGCGAGUCGACGACACCAGGGUGGAUGCUGACGACAUCGUGGAGACAAUCCUGCAGAGUCAGGACUUCAGCCUGGAUUCCAGUGCAGAAGAGGAAGGUCUGAGGUUAUUCGUGGGGCCUGGGGGAAGUACAACCUUUGGCAGCCACCACCUUCCAAACAGGGUAGGUUCUGGAGCCUACGAACAGGUUGUGAUCAAACGCUAGAAGUGAAGCCAGCUGACGGAAGCUUCUCUGUGUACCUGAGGUGUGGACAACAGGUGUUUCGAGGUUUUUUUUAGUCAAGCAUGUAAAAACAAAAAAA